AUGAAAGGGAUUGGAGAUGUGUGUUCUUGUACUUUAAGCAUUGAGAGGUGGAGUGAUCAACUGAUUUUUCAACUCUUGUGCUCAUGCAAUUUUGGCUCAAGAGCGCAGAAUGAUGUAUGGAAGCUGCAUGAGGUUCAGUGUUUCGUCCUGUUUCUGAUGGCCGAGUUUAGCGAUGCGGAAGCCUUAGUCCGGGCCAGCCACGUAGGGCACGAGGCUGCAGUGCGGUUGUUGCUGGGCCAAGGGGUCUCCCCUUGUGCAGUGGACACCGAGGGUCGUUCAGCCUUGUCCCUUGCAUCCAAAGCCGGUCACUCUGCAGUGGUUCGGCUGCUGGCUGAGCAUCUGGUUCGUGCGGGAGCUUUUGAAUCCGAAUGCCCCAGUGCCCUGGUGCUCGCCAGCAGCCAUGGCCGAAAGGAAGUGGUGAGAGAAUUGCUAGGUGCCAGGGCUGAUGUCGAAAGCCGGAGUGAUGGCUUGCACCCACUUGCAGCAGCUGCUGCCGGCAACCACUUCGCUACCGUGAGCGCUUUGUUGUCGGCGAAUGCUUCGAUUAACGCCACUUCAGACAGUGCCACUCCAUUGCUUUGGGCAGCCAGCAGCGGAUGCAACCGUGUUCUUUUGCUGCUGAUCGGGGCCCGUGCUGAUGUGCAGUGUCCAGACGAGGAUGGUGGAACCCCUUUGAUCUGGGCAGCUGCUGGAGGUCAUGAUGCUGCAGUAGCAGUGCUUCUUCAAGCUGGUGCCAGCUUGAACGUGGGCGACCACAGCGGGCGAACAGCCUUGAGCUGGGCGGCUAGCCAUGGGCAUGAAGCCGUGAUGAAGGCGCUUCUUGUUGCAGGAGCAGAUGCCGAAGUGCGAGAUUGCAAUGGCAUGUCGCCACAGGAAUGGGCCGUGGCUGAAAGACAAGAGGAGGCUUUCCUAAGGGCGCAGGCAGCCUUAAACUGA
Messenger RNA from Durusdinium trenchii, 936 nucleotides. Lineage: Eukaryota; Dinophyceae; Suessiales; Symbiodiniaceae. The record is from the annotation of a GenBank genome assembly.